CUCCUCCUCCUCCAAAUGCGCCUGGCGGAGAUGAUCAAGAAGAUGGGUCCCUCCGAGUCGGAGCUCAACAUCCCGGCCAAGAACUGCUACCGGAUGGUGAUCCUGGGCUCCUCCAAGGUGGGCAAGACGGCCAUCGUCUCCCGCUUCCUCACCGGCCGCUUCGAGGACCAAUACACGCCCACCAUCGAGGACUUCCACCGCAAGUUUUACAGCAUCCGAGGCGAGGUCUACCGGCUGGACAUCCUCGACACCUCGGGCAACCACCCUUUCCCAGCCAUGAGGCGCCUCUCCAUCCUCACCGGCGAUGUGUUCAUUCUGGUAUUUAGCCUUGACAACCGGGACUCCUUUGAGGAAGUCCAGCGCCUGAAGCAGCAGAUCUUGGAGACCAAGUCCUGCCUGAAAAACAAGACCAAGGAGAACACUGAUGUCCCUUUGGUCAUCUGUGGCAACAAGGGUGACCGCGACUUCUACCGCGAGGUGGAGCCCAGGGAGAUCGAGCAGCUGGUGGGGCCGGACCCCAAGAAGUGCGCCUACUUUGAGAUCUCUGCCAAGAAGAACAGCAGCCUGGACCAGAUGUUCCAAGCCCUCUUCGUCAUGGCCAAACUGCCCAGCGAAAUGAGCCCCGACCUCCACCGCAAGGUCUCCAUCCAGUACUGCGACCUCUUGCACAAAAAGACUCUGAAGAACAAGAAGCUGAUGAAGGAUGCCGACGGUGGCGGCGGAGAGGCGUAUGGCAUCGUGGCGCCCUUUGCCCGCCGGCCCAGCGUCCACAGUGACCUCAUGUACAUCCGAGAGAAGACCAUCCGAGGUGGUCAGGCCAAAGACAAAGAGCGCUGCGUGAUCAGCUAAAAGAUGGCCUUCUCACUUGCCCAGCCAAAGAUGGGGAAGAGGCGAUUGUUUCUACCAAAACUCUGCCUUUUGCGGUGGCACGGUGCCCACAUGCCCAAAGUGGCAUCGCUCAUGGCCUCCUAGUCAUUGGGGGAGACUUUUUUUUUACCAACCAAACUCCCCUUGGUUAUUUUAUACAUACUUGGAGGAGUGAGAUUGCCAUGGGGAGCUCCGUGGAGAAGAGCCAAAAAGGGAGGACUUUGGAGCGGAGAAGGGACAGUUUUAGAAAACGAACUUUGUGACGGAGAGGUAUCUCCGGCCAGUCUUUCGCCAUUGUGCGUUGUCUUAAAAUAAUUGUGUGUGUGUGGACAAGUGUUGGAUAGGGUUGCGGGUUGAAGAAAACAGCAUUCAACGAACUUUUCAGCUGUGCCUACUUGUGAUGUUUGUGCCUGUUGCAAUGUCGCAAACCAAGAAGAUAAACGGACAUUGGCUGCUGAUAAUGCGAGGAAACGAUCCUCCGCUUGACCCACUUCAGGGAACACAAGUGACUGGUGUAUGUUUAUGUGCACAUGUUGCACAUGUGUGUGUUUGGGGAAAAUGUUUUCCUGUUUACAUGAUCUCCUUCUGUGUCUUUUCUUGUAAAAAAGAAGAAGGGGAAAACAAUAUUGCAUUCAAGCAAACAGGCACUUUAUAUGUCAAACUACUCAGUCCAGAUAGACGAGAUGAACAAAGUCUUGGCUCAGUGUUUUACGACAUGUGACACACUGGUUCUGUCGUUUUGUUAUAUUUUUUAUAGAAAAUAAAACAUUGAAAAGAAA
Molecule: messenger RNA, 1646 nt
Organism: Anolis carolinensis (green anole)
Lineage: Eukaryota; Metazoa; Chordata; Lepidosauria; Squamata; Anolidae
Gene: rasd1
Product: ras related dexamethasone induced 1
Exons: 2
Coding region: 16-849 (277 amino acids)
Biological process (GO): signal transduction
Cellular component (GO): cytoplasm
Molecular function (GO): G-protein beta-subunit binding; GTP binding; GTPase activity
Source: RefSeq, a predicted model, not a curated record